Drosophila hydei is the source of this 1784-nucleotide messenger RNA. RefSeq lists its product as uncharacterized. The transcript is spliced from 2 exons. NCBI's taxonomy places the organism in Eukaryota, Metazoa, Arthropoda, Insecta, Diptera, Drosophilidae. The coding region runs from base 251 to 1651 and encodes 466 amino acids. The record is from RefSeq and is a predicted model, not a curated record.
CUCUUAGUUAGCCAUCUUGUUGUCGGUGUCUGUUCGUGGCUAGACACCUUCGAUUAUUUUUCCGCCAAAUCAGCGUCACAGCAGACGCCGCGCCGCAUACGUGAAAAAGCGAAGUUGCAAAACGAAGCAAAAAGAGCGCAAACUCUAGAAAAGAGCGGCAGAGCCAAACAUUUGGUGAAAAAGUGGUAAUAAAAACGCCGUCAAAAUUAUCAAAAACGCGCAAAACACAGGCCGAAAGUCGCUGACUAAAAUGGCUAUACAGCUGGACAAAAUUCUGGCCGAUAUUGCCAAGGAAAAGGCACUACAUCCAAAUAAUACAAGUGCCACCAAACAGGAGCAGGAUGAUGCUUGGGCGCGCAUUGGACGCCUUAACAAGCUCACUGUGCACGAGUCACGCUCCAUUUUUAUAGUGCUGCAGAAGAAAUAUGAACAGGAGAAACUUAAAGGUAAUUCUGGAUGGAAAUUAUAUGGACUAAUGCAGAAAAUUCAUCAGGAGCCGAAGAUGGUGAUAAAAACGGAGGAGGAACAACUGCCCAUUGAGGAAGUAGAGGAAUAUGAAAUGUUAGAAGUCCAGGAGCAGGAGGAAGAUGAUGAAGGCUCUGCCAGUGCGACUCCACGACAAUUUGGUCAGACCACCAAUUCCACAGGUUCAGCCAGCUCGGAUGGAGACAGUCCGACAAAGUCAAGUAGCACUGGCGGCGGCACUCCAGAGAAGGAAGCUAAGCCGUAUACCAAAUCCAACGUAGAUACGCCGCGUCCAGCAUUCGAGGAGAAGAAACUGCUCAACACCAUGGCCAACAAUCCGCAACGAUUCAACUCGCAAUCCAAUGCAGUCUCCGUGGCAGCAGCCGCACUUCAAAAGAAGGGCAUAACCUUGAAAAAGACACAUAGUAGCGUCGCCGCUGGACACAAAUCGACGUCCGGCACAUCUACACAGCAACCACAGUUAAACAGCAAUAAAGCAAUGUCCUCCGUACGCACCACAAUUCAACUGCCCGAUUCGAUGAAGCGCAAGCUUUCUGACGAAUGCAGCAAUGCGCCGGUGCAAAAGAAGGCACAAAAGACUCAGACUCAGACUAGCCCCAAAAGCAGCCAUACAUCAGGAGGAGCAGGAAUAGGAGCUGCAGCAGCUACAGCUUCUGCGGUGCCCAUAACUCCACCGAACGUAACAGCCAAUGUGGGGCACACGACAACCGCUCAAUUGCUACAGGUGAAGAAGGAGCGCGAAAGCAAUCAAUCACCACCCCCAGGCAUUAAUAUUAUAACCAUACCUGCAUCGCAGCAGAUAAAUGGGAAUCUUGUUGGUGGCGGUGCAGCCAACUCUUCGACAGCGGCUACUGUGGCAUCGACAUCGGUGGCCAGCACCAAUGGCUAUUCGCCACAUCUCGAUGAGCUCAAUGAAAUCAUAUUUGAUUCGGGCAAAGUGAAUGCCAGCUCCCAUAAUGCCGCUGAGAUUAUUAACUUGGGAAAUGUUGACAAUUCGCUGCCGCCAACAUUCUUCAAGAAUCUGUGCAACUCAACGCGCCACGAAGCACUCGGUCUCUACGUGGCAAAUGUGAUGAAUCGAAUUUCACAGCGUGGUGCUGCCAAACUGGAGCUUGGCAUACUCCGAGCUAUUGUGGAUGUGCAAAGCGAUGAGUUUGAGCAGUAACCAGUCAAAAAAACAGAUUCACAGGAGUAAGCCCCCUCCCACAUUUAGAAGUCGUCAACUAGAAACUGUUACUGCAACAGAAAAUUCAAUUUACGAUAUCAUUUAGUAGCGUUUACACGAGCUCUUGUUUACA